AUGGCUCGUGUUAAGGCAACGGAGUCAUCAAGAACGCAAACUUGUGGAGGAACAAUUAUUGAAAAUCAUUGGCUUCUGACUUCUGCUUCUUGUUGCGAGGACGUCGAUUCUAUCCAAGCGACGUUUAACGAUGUUCAUCGUUCAAAGAACGAAGCUGGCGAGUUCACGAUGAACGCCGAUCACUUCGAAAUUCAUCCCAGCUAUGGACAAGGAUUUGACCUUUGCUUGGUAUAUUUCGAAGAGAAUAUUAUCGGAAAUGGUCAAAAUUCCGGCGCCGAAGUUGUUUGCUUGUCAGACACGCUACCUAUCCAUGGUUCAGCGUGCUGGAUUGCUGGAUGGGGAAGAAAAGAUAAUGGAUACUUUUCAUGGAAGCUUAGAGAAGCAACGGUCAAUAUUUUUGACAGAAAUUAUUGCAAAGAAUUUUCAAAUUAUAACGAAUUAUAUGAAGACGACAUUUGCGCUGGAGUUCCGGAUAGAGACGGAAAUGGACUGAUCGAUGGCGGAGUCGACGCUUGCGAUGGAGACUCGGGUGGUCCGUUGAUUUGUGACUUUGACGGUCGAGCAACACUCGUUGGCGUCAUUUCACGAGGAAACGGCUGUGCGCUUGAAGGAUAUCCAGGAAUAUACUCUUCGAUCGCACAUUCCUACAGUUGGAUUCAAGAAAUUGUUGGAGCUGAAAAAAUAGAAGAUUUCGAGGACGAAGAGCCCCAGUCUGAAUUUCAAAGUCUGUCGAACAUCAUUGUUCCGAAUCUACAAACUUGUUCUCAUGCUGAAAACUUUCCCGAGGAACGCUUUUUCUGGACAAAUCGAAUCGUUGGGGGUUCUUUAGCGGAGGAAAAUCAAUGGCCAUAUAUUGUUCGACUCGAUGUUCGCUGGGGGAGCUGGGCAAGCUACACAUGCGGCGGGACUGUAGUUGACAAUCAUUGGGUUGUCAGCGCUGCUCAUUGUUGUGUUGGAAUGAGAACAAUUUAUGGUACCUUCAGCGACCUGAGAACGAACAGAAAUGAGGAAAACGAGUACACUUUAGAAGCUGAUCAUUUUCUUGUUCAACCAAAGUACGGCAAUGGAAACAACGGAUACGAUAUUUGCAUGAUCCACUUUAGCGAAGAUAUUAUCGCUACAGAUCCAGACCAAGAUGUGAAAAUGGCAUGCAUAAACGAUGCUCUCCCUGCUCACGGAUCGUCUUGCUGGGUCGCUGGGUGGGGCACAACACAAUUCUACGGCCAGCUUUCAGACAAGCUUCUCCAAGCAGGUGUUAACAUUAUGGAUAGGGAAUACUGUAUUCAAAAUUCACACGAAAUGAUUCUUUUCGAAGACGAUAUUUGUGCUGGAGUUCCGGAUCGAGAUUUAAACGGUUUAAUCGAUGGAGGAAUUGACGCUUGUCAAGGUGAUUCCGGAGGGCCACUUAUCUGCGCGAUUGACGGGAAGGCAACGCUAGCAGGGGUCGUUUCUCGAGGAUAUGGUUGUGCUGACGAAGGGUAUCCUGGACUUUACUCGUCGAUCGCACAUUCAUACGACUGGAUCCAAGAACUUGUCAGGAGUGGACCGCCCUCAUCAUCCGCCCCUUCGCCCCCUUCGACCGAGAAUAACGAUGGCAGAAGUCAAAGCUCUGGCCCAGUGACCGAAUGUGAUUCGACAACCAUCACCAUCUCUGCUCAUAUCAACGACCUCUAUGGGAACUUGCCCGAGGAUCUGUGGGAUGAAGUCCGUUUGAUAGUCGGCACAUGCAACGGAACCCAACAACAUGAGUCUGGUUGGAUUAUCGAAACUUUUGAACUUGGUACUUGUGGCGGAGAAAUUUCACAAAAAGCUGACAUCACUUUUGAAUGGAGAGUAUGUGGUUCACGAUCACUAAUAAGUAGAGAUGGUGUUUAUGUUGCGUCAAAACUUGGUUUUGAUGCAAAAUGUGUGUAUCCUAGCACGACUACUGUCGGAACUCACGUUGACGUCCAACAGAUAAAAUAUUGCCAUGAUGAUUUACUUAUUGAAAAUGAUUGCGUUACUCCUGGAAAUGGAAGUUUUAGUGAUUUAGUUCAGCUAGAUUUCUAUAAAGACGAAGCUUAUCAAAGUGAAGCGGUUGAUUUGAAUAUAGGUGAAAUCAUCUACGGCCUGAUUUCUGAGAAUAAAACAAGCAGCUUCAACUUUAGUUAUCAGAUAACGAAAUGUACAACGUAUCAAAAUUCGAACAAAACUGGAGCCUCUUACGACCUUAUUUCAAGUCCAUGCCAAGAGACCGAUUCCUCUCAUUUCCUUGAAUUAGAUAUCACCGAUCUAACUGGCAAAAACUCGGAUUCAGAAGACAAUGCUUCCUUCCACUUCAAUACUUUUACUUUCAACGAAAAUGAUGAUGAACUUCAUUUCGAGUGCGAACUCAAAGUCUGCAUCGAAGACUUCGAAACCGGCGAUCUCAUAGAUCAAAAUUGCAUCGAAACAUGCUCUUAG
Molecule: messenger RNA, 2442 nt
Organism: Oikopleura dioica
Lineage: Eukaryota; Metazoa; Chordata; Appendicularia; Copelata; Oikopleuridae
Source: the annotation of a GenBank genome assembly